AAAUAUUCAUUGUUAACUAUUUGUUUCCAUAAUCAAAAUCAUCAAAUCAAAUCCUUUCACUUUUAUUUACCACAGAGAUCAAUUAAUGGAGAAAAACACUAGCUGUUCUUUCUCCAAUUUGUCUUCAAAUCUCGGAAUCUCUUGCUUCAUCGCCUUCAUCGCAAUUAUCUUAGUCCGAGUUAUUUAUGUCAUUUACGGAACCGGCAAGCCGCUAAGCAAAAGAUCUCCGCAGCAGGCUCUCAGCACUCUCAUUGUUUUAGGUUCAGGAGGACACACGGCGGAGAUGAUUAAUCUCUUGUUAGUUUUGCAAAAGGAUCGGUUUACGCCGAGGUUUUAUAUCGCCGCUUCUACUGAUAAUAUGAGUCUUCAGAAAGCUCACGUGCUGGAGAAUUCUUGGGCUGAUUCGAGUGGAGUCAAGGGAAUCUCUGCAGAAUUUAUGCAAAUCUAUAGAAGCAGGGAAGUUGGUCAGUCAUAUGUAACCUCUGUUUGGACAACUUUAGUUGCCACGGUUCAUGCAUUGUGGCUGAUGAUUAAAAUCAGACCUCAAGUGGUUCUUUGCAAUGGCCCUGGUACUUGUUUUCCUCUAUGUGUGAUUGCUUUCAUUUUCAAGGUGAUUGGGAUUAGAUGGUCAUCCAUAUUUUAUGUUGAGAGCAUUGCAAGAGUAAAAAAGCUCUCUUUAAGUGGUCUGUUGCUUUACAAGCUACAGAUUGCAGACCAGUUCUUUGUGCAAUGGCCACAGCUGCAGAGAAAAUACCCUCGAGCUCAUUAUGUUGGUUGCCUGAUGUAGUGAAUUGAGUCUGCUGCUGAUGGGUACUCGAACUUAACCUUAUAGGUUCUCUUUUCUUUCUUUUUCAGACAAAUAUUGUAUUCUGCAUUCUAAAGUUUCUUUUCACUUC
Molecule: messenger RNA, 896 nt
Organism: Hibiscus syriacus
Lineage: Eukaryota; Viridiplantae; Streptophyta; Magnoliopsida; Malvales; Malvaceae
Product: UDP-N-acetylglucosamine transferase subunit ALG14 homolog
Exons: 5
Coding region: 86-787 (233 amino acids)
Biological process (GO): dolichol-linked oligosaccharide biosynthetic process
Cellular component (GO): UDP-N-acetylglucosamine transferase complex
Source: RefSeq, a predicted model, not a curated record